GGCUGCAGAGAAAUUACUAGAAGGGACUGAAGAAGUUGUUUAGGCAACUGUCUGAUCCAAUCUGCACUACACCCUGCUGAUGAUUCACGUCAGGCAGAGGGCUCACGGUGUGUUUGAAAGCGGCAUAUCCAGGUAAAGGCUCUGAAAACACUGCACGGCUCCACUAAAACGGCUAACCGAACGGCUAGUUUGUUAGCUUCCCGCCAGCUUAUUGGGUAAAAUGAACGGCCAUCAGAACGGUUUCCAUAACAACUCGCACAUUGAUGAAGACUGUUUCCUCUUCACUUCCGAAUCAGUCGGAGAGGGACACCCCGAUAAGAUUUGUGACCAAAUCAGUGAUGCCGUGUUGGACGCACACCUCAGACAGGACCCUGAUGCCAAAGUAGCAUGUGAAACUGUUGCUAAGACGGGGAUGAUCCUGCUGGCUGGGGAGAUCACCUCCAGAGCCAGCGUUGACUACCAGAAGAUUGUCAGGGACACAGUCAAACACAUUGGUUAUGACGACUCCUCCAAAGGUUUCGACUACAAGACCUGCAAUGUGCUGGUGGCUUUGGAGCAGCAGUCCCCCGACAUUGCUCAGGGCGUUCACAUGGAUCGUAAAGAGGAGGACGUGGGAGCCGGUGACCAGGGUCUGAUGUUCGGAUAUGCCACUGAUGAGACUGAGGAGUGUAUGCCCCUUACUAUUGUCCUGGCUCACAAGCUCAAUGCCAAGAUGGCUGAGUUGCGCCGAGAUGGGACGCUGCCCUGGCUCCGACCCGAUUCCAAAACUCAGGUGACUGUUCAGUACAGACAGGAUCGAGGAGCCAUGCAGCCGCUGCGCGUUCACACUGUUGUGGUGUCUGUGCAGCACGAUGAGGCUAUCGGUUUGGACGAGAUGCGCAGAUGUCUGAAGGAGCAAGUGGUGAAAGCGGUGAUUCCUAGUGGCUACCUGGACGAGGAAACCGUUUACCACAUGCAGCCCAGCGGACGUUUUGUCAUCGGAGGACCACAGGGCGAUGCUGGUCUGACUGGCCGUAAAAUAAUUGUGGAUACUUACGGGGGUUGGGGGGCCCAUGGAGGUGGAGCCUUUUCUGGGAAGGACUACACUAAAGUAGAUCGCUCUGCAGCCUAUGCUGCCCGCUGGGUGGCCAAAUCUCUGGUGAAAGGCGGGCUCUGCAAGCGUGUGUUGGUCCAGGUAGCAUAUGCUAUUGGGAUUGCCCAUCCACUCUCUGUCUCCAUCUUCCACUAUGGGACAUCCCAGAAGAGCGAGAAGGAGUUGCUGGAAAUUGUGAUGAAGAACUUUGAUCUCCGCCCAGGAGUUAUCGUGAGGGAUCUUGAUCUGAAGAUACCGAUCUACCAGCGCACAGCAGCUUAUGGGCACUUUGGUCGAGACAUCUUUACAUGGGAGGUGCCCAAGACGCUGAAAUACUAAACCGCUUUCUCUUUAAGCGGGCAUGAGGUGUACUACAGAUAAACCUGUGUGCUCAUCUACUCCCACCUUCAUCUUCCUUUCUCAUCCUCCCCCCUCUUUCUCCUCACACACAACCACAUCAGCUUCUACGUCAUGAAAACAAUUCCCUUUCUCCACCUGUUAGUAUUGUUCACAUCUCUAUUAAAUGUGAAGAAUAUUUGAGUUGCAGAUGUAAAGUGGAACAAACAUGCUGGAAAAAAAUGCGUACAGAUUUAAGCAGUGCUGCCAGCUUAGAUUUAUCUUCUAUUCUGGCAGCCUACCUCAUUUUUGAAUGAAUAAUGGCCAUUUAUUUCCCUAACACUGCUAGUUGAGAGUGGAUUAACUUAAUCUCUGUGGUAUGUAUUUAAACAUUUUUUAUAGAUGAUUUCCAUAAUGAUCCAUAUGGGUAUUUAUUUACUAAUAUUCAUGAUGAGCAGGAUAUUUGUUCUACUACUAGGUUUUAUCUGGAUCCCUCAAAUCUGGAUCUCACUGUAGAAUAUAGUAAUGCAAGUGAUCAGUGGCAGUCUGCACCCUGGGUUUAGUAAGACUGUGUUUGGUAACAGUAUUUUAAACAUCUUCGCUCUGUUCCCCUCACACACUCACCCUUUUGUUUGUGAAAUCUUGCCGGCUCAAACAGGGUCAAUCACUCAACUCGAUUUGAUUUAGAAUCAGCUCAUUUUUCUCAUUCGUGCUGACCCAUCAGGCCAUUUUUUUUUCUGACGUUUUACAGACAAGUCAGAAGCUGCUAAUGACCUUGUGGUUUUGUUGUACUGCACUAUAAAAUUGCUACAUUUUUGUAAUUUAUUUUAUUGAUUUGAAUCUCGUGAAUGAUCCCCAUUUUUUAACUGUGUCAGUGUUUUCAAGAUAAAGGCGUGGUACAGUACACACCCUGCCUGAGCCGACUCUGGGUGUAGCUACAGAGAAACCCAGCUCAGUCGCCUCCGGGCAGGAGCUGUCUUUAUUCCAGGGCAUCAUUGUGAUUUAUAAAAUGGCUUUAACUGUAACGGGACCAGUAAAGAUGCACAGUUGAUUAAUGUGUGCCACAAUGUUUUGCAUCUAAAUAGUGUUUACCGCUAAGUCGCACAUGUUUAGGGUCCCUGUGCACACAAUGUUAGUGCUGUACACAUGCUGAAGGAGGGUCCCAAUAUGUUGUUGUGUUGUUUAACUUGAAUUGCUCAGCACAUUGGUUCUUUGAGUUACCAAAAGUGGAAAAGGCCUAUAUUUUCAAUCUUGCGUGUCCUGUAGAGUAGCUCCUAAAUGAAUGUUCAGCUUUUCUUUAUCUUUAUUUAUGUUUUUAAAACUGCAUUCCUAUACCAAAACGUUAUGGAUGGCACAAGUCUGUUUUUUCUAAUUAGUAAUUAGUUAUUACUUACUAAUUACCAACUAAAGUUAGUACUUACUAAGUAAUUACUCCUGGGUUUAUUGAGAGUUUAGUGCAGAUAAAGCUAGGUGAUGUGUGUCAGGGACCCUGGCCAGAUUGACCCCAAAUACAUUGUGAAUACACAGUAUUUCAAUGCGUUCCUUUGACUUUACUCCCGGAUGAGUAUUCUUACAAUAUAUUUGUUAAUGAUAGCCAGCUGCAAACCCGAGUGAAGUCGGUUUUCAACUUUAAAUCAUCACAGUUGGUAUUUUGUCUGAGCUGUGUUUAAAAACAAUGUCCUCAGUGUGUAGCCAGAUGGCAGUGUUUCUUCAUACUGAAAUCGAGAUUUAUUGGUUCUGCUCUGACGACACUGAUUUAGUUUGGCUCCUCUAGCUUCGCCUUGUGGGUUUUCGAGUGUACUGCAACACAGAAAGGAACCACAGAAAGGGCUGAGAGCAUUUUAAAAGAAGCUUGUAUCCAAGUGAUCAUUCACUGUAGUAACUUAACCUCUCAAAUUUUGUAUUAACAAUAUGUUUAAAUCCUCCACAGAUUAGACAAAUGCUUGGUUGGUGUUGUACAGAGAAACCAGCCUGUUUAUGUUGUCUCCUGUGGUUGGGUAACAUUCUUUUUCUGUUGAAUAAUUUUUAUAAUUUGAUGAAGUUUAAGUGUGGUAGCUGAAUGUGUUAAAGUGCCUUUUCUAUUUUACUGCAAUGCCCUUAUCCCUUUCCCCCAAAUAUCCUACUCCUUGCCUAAUGAAAUCCACCCGAGCUUCUAAUCUGACGUGGUAAAAUAUCCUGCUUCAACAAUUCACACUGAGUUGUUGUUGAGUUCUUUCAAACCCUUUGAAAAUAAACUGCACUCUUCUUUAUGCUCAA
Molecule: messenger RNA, 3664 nt
Organism: Eleginops maclovinus (Patagonian blennie)
Lineage: Eukaryota; Metazoa; Chordata; Actinopteri; Perciformes; Eleginopidae
Gene: mat2aa
Product: methionine adenosyltransferase 2Aa
Exons: 9
Coding region: 221-1411 (396 amino acids)
Biological process (GO): S-adenosylmethionine biosynthetic process
Cellular component (GO): methionine adenosyltransferase complex; cytosol
Molecular function (GO): methionine adenosyltransferase activity; ATP binding
Source: RefSeq, a predicted model, not a curated record